AUGAAGAUUCCCUCGUUCUGGCAGCUGAAGGCCAAGAGCCAGUUUGCGCUUUGUUUCGUUUCGUCUUUUGCUGCCAAACUUCUCCAUCUCUACAGCCACCGGUCUUCACUACCCAUCCUACUAAUCGUUCUCUACACUCCGACAUUCUUUCUCCCUGACGUCAUUCUGAUCCUCUUUACCAAGUUCAUCUACCGCCAGGACAGAGGGAAAAUAUGCAAGAUCUUUGGAGGGCUCUACGCCCUAUUUACCGUUACUGCCUCGGCUUCUCAGAUCUCCUUCUACAUGACGACUGGCGGUGAAGUACAAUGGAUGGCAGCUGGAAACCUUGCCAAGGAUCCUGGUGGCCUUCGUAUGCUUCUAUCUGAGCUCCCGAAAUUCUUCAUCUGUAUUCUCGCCUUCACCAUCGUCUCAUGGCUCAUUGCGCCCCGCUUCGAUGCUGUCACGACCAAUAUCUGCAAGACUACCAGCCUUUCGUUCCGGCAAAUGUAUCGAUGUCUUAGAGGACGGCCUCAGCUUAACGAAUACCAGCCACUGGACGAGAAUUCUGACAAGAGCAUCCCUUCCCGCGAAGAGAUUCCAUCGCUCCGGAAAUCGGCCGCGACUUGCGUCACAGUCCUGACCAUAGUUAUCACCGUGCUCAUCCUACAAAUUGUCCGCCCGAGGAACCCGCCUUAUGCUCACAUGAGCGGAUCUCUUCCGAUUACGCUUUUUGAGUCUCUCUUUUUCAGCCCCAUCAACGGCGACUUCUGCCUACCGUAUCCCACGCGCCAUGUCGAGUUCCCCUUCGAAGAAUAUGCCAAAGUCUCUGGACAUGCGCCGCCAGCCGAGUGGAAGCCGAUCACCGAAGAAUGCCGCCGCCACCACCAUCAUCAUGAGAGGCCUGAUGAACCACCUUCACCGAUUCACCCCAUUGCAUGGGAAGAGGCUGCACACGCACCCCCAACACCGAGGGGAGAUGGCCCGCCCAGGCACGGACACGAUGGGGGCUAUGAUCCUUCCUGCGAUCCGCUCAAGCUGUCAAACUUGGACCAGAGCCCACUUGAUGCUCUGAUGGAGGCCGCAAAAAUCAAGCACGUUCUCUUUGUUACUCUAGAAAGCACCCGCAAGGAUAUGUUCCCUUUCAAAAAGGACAGCGCUGUCUAUAACAGCAUUCUCUCGUCAUACGGCGCCGGUAAACUCGACGCCGCAGAAGAAUUGGACAAGAAGCUCAAGAACCUCACAAGAACAGCCGCCUUCCUAACAGGCGAGUCCACCGGAUUCGGCCAGGACGACGUCCUGAACAGACCCUGGGCAUCCGAGUUCAAAUCCGGCCACGGCGGCAUCAACGUCCAGCGCGCAGUAACCGGCAGCGCCUUCACCCUCAAAAGCCUGGUGACCAGCCACUGCGGCAUCGACCCGCUGCCCGUCGACUUCACCGAAGAAGUCCGAGGCAGGAUGUACCAGCCCUGCUUCCCGCACGUCACCGGCCUCUUCAACAAAGUCCAGAAGCCCGGCUCCAGCGCAAGCCACCCCUGGGACGCCGCGCUCGUGCAGAGCAUCACGGACCAGUGGGACUCGCAGUACACGCUGGACGACCAGAUGGGCUUCUCGCCGGCCAACGUCAUCCUCGACACGACGAUCGAGGACCCCAGCGCCGCGCACUUCCCACCCAAGGAGCCGCGCUGCAACUACUUCGGCUACCCGGAAACCGAGUCGCUGCCCUACCUCCGGGACAUGUUCGUCAACGCGACCCGCAGCGGCCGGCGCCUCUGGGCCAGCCACAUCACCAGCACGACGCACCACCCGUACGCCGUGCCCGCGGCGUGGGACGGCGUCGAGGAGUACGUGGCCAAGCGCCGCUUCGCCGGGCUGGAGAACGAGGAGUUCGACCGGUACCUCAACACGAUCAAGUACCAGGACGGGUACCUGGACACGCUGAUGACGAUGCUGCACGAGGUCGGCGUGCUGCGAGAGACGCUCGUCGUCGUCGUCGGCGACCACGGGCUGGCCUUCACGACGCCCGACGGCUCCAAGUCGACGUUCGAGAACGGCCACGUCGCCAACUUCGCCAUCCCGCUCGUCUUCGUCAACCCAAGCCUGCCGCGCGUGCAGGUCGACGCGCAGACGUCGCCGACCAGUAUCCUGCCAACCGUGUUGGACAUCCUGCUGCAAACGAAGUCCCUGAGCGAGGAGGAGAGGGGGGUGGCGGAGAAGCUCCUCCCGCGGUACCAGGGGCAGUCGAUGGCGCGCGAGCAGAAGUGGAGCGUACCGACAAUCCAACAGGAGAACGCCCCUACGCACCCGCCCUUCACCAACGUCACCGGCCCGCAGCCCUUCCACUUCUCCGUCAUCAACCCAGGCGGCUCGCUGCUCGCCAUCUCCCAACAAAACUCCUCGUACCGCCUCAUGCUGCCGCUGUGCUCGACCCUGCCUUUGCGCUUCACGGACCGCGCGACGUCGCCGCACGAGACGGAGGAGCUGAUCGCGUGGAGCUCGCGGGGUGUCGUCGACGCGGUGCGCAAGAAGCACGGCGGACAGGCGGCCGAGUGGGUCGACUUGGCGCAGAAGCUGGGCGAGUGGUGGGUGUGGGAGACGCGGAAGCGGUGGGGCUACGAUCAGCCGGCGCGGAGCACGGACAGGGGCGCUGCAGGGACGGGGGCCGCGGGCAGGAUUAAGAAGGAGCAUUGGUGGGAGACGUGA
Lasiodiplodia theobromae is the source of this 2679-nucleotide messenger RNA. Its product is annotated as Sulfatase domain-containing protein. Bases 1 to 2679 code for a protein of 892 amino acids. Lineage: Eukaryota; Fungi; Ascomycota; Dothideomycetes; Botryosphaeriales; Botryosphaeriaceae. The transcript has 3 exons. The record is from RefSeq and is a predicted model, not a curated record.